Molecule: messenger RNA, 2493 nt
Organism: Schistosoma haematobium
Lineage: Eukaryota; Metazoa; Platyhelminthes; Trematoda; Strigeidida; Schistosomatidae
Product: Protein spinster 3
Exons: 7
Coding region: 829-1878 (349 amino acids)
Biological process (GO): transmembrane transport
Cellular component (GO): membrane
Molecular function (GO): transmembrane transporter activity
Source: RefSeq, a predicted model, not a curated record
AAAUGCCUUAUGAGUGACCUUGGGGCUAGCCACCCUUCGGGUAGGUCCUGGGACCGUCCUGUUAAGUAUGGAAGCAGUAGCGGAUUGUCAGACUGUGUGGUCUCAUCAAAGAGCAAGACAAUUACCGUUUUCAUUUUUAUUCUCAUAAAUGUUUUGAAUUACAUGGACAGAUUUACGAUCGCUGGAGUUCCCGAGAAUGUAAAAAGCUACUACAAAAUAAACGACUCAAAACUAGGCCAGCUGCAGACCAUGUUUUUUGUAUUCUACACUAUUCUUAGUCCUAUUGCUGGUUAUCUUGGUGAUCGUUGGAAAAGAAAACGAAUCAUGCAGAUUGGUCUGUCGAUUUGGAUAAUCGUCACUUUGGCGAGUUCUUUCGUUCCUGCUCAUGUACGAUGACAUAGUUAUAAUGCUUUUAGCUAUUCAGCUUAUUUUUGGCUACUCGCUGUUUUGUUGGAAUCGGUGAAGCCAGCUAUUCCACAUUGGCUCCAACAAUCCUAUCUGAUUUGUUUAUGGGGAAUGCAAGAACCAAAGUUUUAGGUCUCUUUUACUUUGCAGCACCUGUUGGAAGGUAAUAUGAGUUGUGAUUAUGUGCUAUAUAACUUAGUUUCGAUUGUUGUUUUAUUCUUUUUAUGGGGACAUUUAAAAGUCAUAUUUAUUUAGAGUUUAAUAACAGCAGUUAUUGCUUAGUGACAAUGGUCAACAUUUGAUUUUUCGCGUAUUAUAUGAAUGAACAUACACAUCCGAUUUGUGUAUAAACUUUGUACAACAAGUUUUCAAUUUAACAAUAAUCUCUUUUUCCUCAUUUGAUCUUAAUUUCUGAAUAUUUAAAUGCUACUAAGUCUAUUACAUUUGCGUAAACUCAGUAGUCGUCUGGUCGUUCUUGAUGUUCAACCCUUUAAUUUGGUUGUGUUUUUUAGCGGACUAGGUUUCAUAGUUGGUUCAGAAAUAACUCGUCUGACAGGAUCUUGGCAAUGGUCUUUACGAAUUACACCGAUUUUGGGCUUACUUUGUAUAAUUUUACUGAGUGUUUUGCAUUCAGAUCCGCCUCGUGGUGAAGCAGAGGGAGGUUCGCACAUGCGUACCACUUCGUGGUGGCUAGAUAUAAAGUCCCUACUAUCUAAUCAAGCCUUUAUGUUUAUUAGCUGUGGAUAUACAUGUGUCUGUUUUGUUUUGGGUUCACUUUCUUGGUUCGCGAUUGAUCUAAUCCAGUCAGCAUUGAAUGCAAUAAACGAUGAUCCUUCUGCCUGGAGGAAUUACAAUAUUCCCAUUGUUGUUGGAGCUUCAACAUGUCUUGCGGGUAUUUUUGGAGUCUUAUCUGGUGCAAAACUAGGUCGUUAUUUACGUCGAUGGGUUCCUGCGGCAGAUGCCUAUGUUUGUUCUGCAAGUCUUCUUAUAUGUGCUCCAUUCUUAUUCUUUGCUCUGGUGUCUCCAUCCUGGAAUUUCUAUGUAUGCAUUGUUCUUGUUUUCAUCGUCGAAUUUCUUCUAUGCAUCACAUGGGCCCUUGUGACUGAUAUGACUAUGGGAGUAGUUAUUCCUACUCGCCGUUCGACAGCAUCUGCUCUUCAAAUGGUUAUGAGUCAUGCACUAGGAGAUGCCAUCAGUCCGGCUAUUGUUGGUCGGAUUGCAGUAGCUUUUACAGAUCUGCAUUCAUUAGAAACACAAUAUUUAGGCUUACAAAGAGCAUUAUUUCUUACUGCGUUUGUUUGUGCUCUAGGUGGUUUUUUAUUUCUUAUGGUUACUUUGUAUUUGGUUAAAGCUAAGAAUGAUGUUCAUAGAGCUAUUCAAGCUUCUCAACAUGACAUGGUUGCUGUAAUAAGCGGACAAGAAAUUGAGGUUCCUGCAACUCCAUCAUCUAUUCAUAGUGAAGUGUCCACUUGAUCAAAUACAUUCAUCAUAUAUAUGUAUAUGGUUUUCAUAUUUAUGCAUCUCUUCAAGUUUAUAUUGCUCAUAUUAUCUCUCGAUAUUAAAUUAUUUUAUUUCUGUUUCCAUCGUCUUCCUGUAUUAUAAAAGUAAAUCAAUAGCAAAUAGAGAGAAUUUUAAUACAUUGAAAGGUCAGCAUUUGUUUUGCUUGUAGUUACAUCUGUGUCACUCUUAUAGAUUGUCUAUGCUUGUCUAUCUAUCUUAUCAAGGGAGUAGAUUUUGUGUCUUGUUGAACUAACAUAUUUAUUGUUAGAUUUGUGAAUUACUUGUUCUCUUUUUCUAAGUAUCAUUAUUAUUUUUUAUUCUCUUUACUUAUCAAUACAGAAAUUGUACUGUUCUUUGUAUAUUCAAUUUAAUAAUACGUAAAUGAAUAAAUCAUCAUUGUAAUUUGUAAUUGGCUAAUUUCAACAGUUUUUUGAAGAUAAGAUAUCAGUUAACCAUUUUUGUGUAAAAUAUUCGGUUUUAAUAGGGAUUUCUUCUCUAUAUAUUUUCUUUUCACUUACAUUUCAUAAAUAAUUUUAAUAGGUGAACUAUUGGGUUUAUCAAAUCAUAAUAAUUAUCUGAUAGAAAGAU